GAGCGGUCAUUUAAUUUGAAAAAUUCCGCUCAGUAUGUUAGCUAUGCCUUACAAUUUCUGUUUUUGCUAGAUACAUAAAAAUUAAUAGAUAAUUGUGGCUACAUAAUUAGUUUUGAGUUUUAGUAAACAGUUUAAGUACAAAAGUGAAAAUGUUGUUCGUUUUGGAGUGUUUUAUAGUUGUGUUGAUACUUAUUUAUUGGAUGACCAAAAAAACAGAAUUUGAUAAAAUUCCUGGGCCAGCGGGAAUCCCACUACUUAACAAUACUUUAGACUUUUUAAUGGAUCCAGUGAAAAUGUUCUAUUACUUUAGAAUGUUGAGCAACAAGUUCAAACGACUGUACAGAUUAAAAGUUGGUCCGGUGAAAGCUAUCAUUUUACACAAUCCAGAGGACAUAGAGGCAGUAAUCACUGGUACAACAAACAAUACGAAAGGUUUUCUGUACGACUUUAUCCAGCCAUGGUUACAAGAAGGGCUGCUUACAAGCAAAGGUUCAAAAUGGCAUCACCGUAGAAAAUUAUUAGCACCCGCCUUUCACUUUAAUGUUUUAACAAAUUUUAAAGCGGCAAUUGAAGAAAGCAGCCAAAGGUUUGUAGAAAACCUUCGAAAAGAAAUAAAUAGAUCUGAAACUAAUAUAACGCCGUACGUAAAUGAUUUCGCUCUAAAUUCCAUAUGUGAAACUGCAAUGGGUACUAAACUAGACGAAGAAGACGCCAGUUUUGGAAAAAUGUAUAAAGAAGGAAUAUACCAAUUAGGACAGUACGCUGUGUAUAGAGCACAAAGAAUCUGGAUGUACCCGAAUUUCGUAUUUCAAUUUACCAGCAUAGGGCGAAAACAAGCAAACAUCUUGAAAAUUUUGACUUCUUUUCGCGAUCGAGUAAUUGAAAACCGACGAAAUUAUUAUAAUAGUAGCAAUCUUAAUAACAAUUUUAAUAACGAUCCGAACUAUACAGAAAAUGGUGUAGAGCUAGUUGGAAAAAAGAAAAUGGCCCUGUUAGAUCUACUGCUUCAAGCUGAAAAAGAUGGUGUCAUUGAUGCGAACGGAAUUGGUGAAGAAGUGGACACGUUUAUGUUUGGUGGUCAUGACACAUCUGCUAAUACUCUGCAAUUUACUAUGAUGUUGUUGGCUAAUCAUCAAGAUGCACAGGAAAAGGUAUUUAAUGAAUGCUGUGACAUAUUUGGAACUUCGGACCGCUCUGGAACGAUGGCAGAUUUGGCGCAAAUGAAGUAUUUAGAAUGCUGUAUCAAAGAAAGUUUGAGACUAUAUCCGCCAUUACCUGUCAUUACAAGGAAAAUUCAGCAAACAUUUAAAAUAGAGGAAAACGAAAUACCUGCAGGAACAGAAUGUGGCAUUCUGAUAUUUGAUCUGCACCGGCGCGCCGACCAGUACGUAGAGCCACUACAGUUCCGCCCGGAACGGUUUCAAGUUGAACCCACGUGGCAUCCCUAUGCAUAUAUACCUUUCAGUGCAGGACCCAGGAAUUGUAUUGGUCAAAAAUUUGCAAUGAUGGAGGUGAAGCUAGCGUUAUCGGCAUUGCUACGUCGCUACCGCCUGCAACCCGUCACCAAGCCAAAUGAUAUCAUCUUCGUUACGGACUAUGUUCUACGAGUGAAAGAUCCAAUCUACGUGAAGCUGGAAGAACGAAAUUAUUUCGCUAGGUAUUGUGUGUGCUCUAAACUAAAAAUGUUUUUACUGCUCUUACAAUGCUUUAUAAUUUUAUUGAUAUAUCUGUAUUGGGUAACUAGAAACAAAGAAUUUGAUAAGAUUCCUGGACCGCCGGGAAUAUUCUUUUUUCAUAACGCUUUAGACUUUUUAAUGGAUCCAGUUGAAUUAUUUUACUACGUCAGAAACUUAGCUAAAACGUACAAAAAGAUAUUCAGACUAAGAUUAGGUCCUGUAAAAUGUGUUAUAAUACAAACUCCAGAGGAUAUAGAGAAAGUUAUUAAUGGGACCACAUGUACAGAGAAAGGAAUUAUUUACAACUUUAUCGAGCCUUGGCUUAAAGGAGGGCUGCUCUUAAGUAAAGGUCCAAAAUGGCAACAAAGAAGAAAAUUGUUAACACCCGCCUUUCAUUUUAAUGUUCUAGCAAAUUUUAAAUCAGUUAUCGAAGAAAACUGCCAAAAUUUUGUGUACAAUCUGGAAAAGGAAGUUAAUGCAACCAAAACGGAUAUCACACCGUAUGUAAAUGAUUUCGCUAUAAACUCUAUAUGCGAAACUGCUAUGGGUACUAAACUAGAUGAAGAAGAUAUAAAUUUUAGCAAAAUUUACAAAGAAGGAAUAUAUAAAUUAGGCCAGUAUGCUGUGUACAGAGCGCAAAGGGUUUGGAUGUACCCAGAUAUGAUUUUUAAAUUUACCGCCGUAGCACGAAAGGUAGAAAAUAUUUUAAAAAUUUUGACUUCCUUUCGCGAUCGAGUUAUUCAAAAUCGAAAAAAACUCUACAAUAACAAGAACAAUUUUAUAGAUGAACAAAAUGGUAAUGAAAAUGAUAACGUAGAUAUAAGUGGAAAAAGGAGGAUGGCUUUGUUGGAUCUGCUGUUGCAGGCUGAGAAAAAAGGUGUCAUUGAUGCAAAAGGAAUCGGUGAAGAAACGGACACAUUUAUGUUUGGAGGUCAUGACACGUCGGCUAAUGCUCUGCAGUUUAUAAUGAUGUUAUUGGCUAACAACCAAGAUGCACAGGAAAAGGUGGUUAAGGAAUGCAACAAAAUAUUUGGAUCUUCGACUCAGCGCGUCACUACAAUGGCUGAUUUGGCGCAAAUGAAAUAUUUGGAAUGUUGUCUAAAAGAGUGUUUAAGGCUUUACCCACCAUUGCCUAUACUAAAUCGGAAAGUAAAAGAAACGAUUAGUUUAGGGACAUACCAAAUCCCGGCAGGAAUAGAAUGUGGUAUUCUAAUAUUUGAAAUGCACCGUCGCAGUGACCAAUUUGUGGAACCGCUUGCCUUCCGCCCGGAACGAUUUCAAACCGAACCAACAUGGCAUCCCUAUGCAUACAUUCCUUUCAGUGCUGGACCCAGAAAUUGUAUCGGUCAAAAAUACGCAAUGAUGGAGUUAAAGCUAGCCGUAUCAGCAUUGCUACGUCGCUACCGCCUCCUCCCCGUCACCAAGCCAGAUGAUAUCGUCUUCGUUAUGGACUAUGUUCUACGAGUGAAAGAACCGAUCUACGUUAAGCUAGAGGAACGAUGUGGAUUUAAAAGUGAAGUUUAAAUGUACACGUAAUGCUUAAUAACUAAUCAUACUAAUAUUAUAAAUGUUAAAAUGUUUGUCUGUUACAAUUAGCUUAUCAGCGGUGAACUAAGCCCGUCAGAGGCAUGGAGCCAGUUCUCUGCUACGAUUUUUUGGGAUUUCACCAUCAAUACCAUUAUUACCGAAGUGACCGUGUUUAGAAAGCCGCAGCUAAUAAAAAAACUCGAAUUUUUUGCUUAGUUUUGCAGAAAAGAUACUCAUAACAAAAUGGAACAGAAAUUCAACAGCCAGAUACUGGAUAAUGUCGAUUUGUAAUAGUAACAUGUCUUAUAUACCAAAAAAGUUUUUCUAAAUUCGAAAACGAAGAGAAGAAAGUAGUAAAGGUGGGUAUAUUUUCCACGGACACUUUUUGGUGCUUUUUGGCUAGUCUUGUUCAUCAAAUUUUUCCUGUGUUUGAUUAAUGUAUUCUUAUCAAUUUAAAUAAAUUCUUUGAAUUUC
Maniola jurtina (meadow brown) is the source of this 3677-nucleotide messenger RNA. RefSeq lists its product as uncharacterized. The record is from RefSeq and is a predicted model, not a curated record. The transcript is spliced from 18 exons. Gene Ontology annotation, molecular function: monooxygenase activity; iron ion binding; oxidoreductase activity, acting on paired donors, with incorporation or reduction of molecular oxygen. NCBI's taxonomy places the organism in Eukaryota, Metazoa, Arthropoda, Insecta, Lepidoptera, Nymphalidae. The coding region runs from base 150 to 3200 and encodes 1016 amino acids.